AUGCCUCCGCUCGCCCAGGAAUCGGCGCGCUUCAAGAGACCGCCUCGCGAUGCGUCCCUGCCGCAGCCGUCGCGUCCGUCGCUGCCGGACGGCUUCGAGUCGGACGACGGCGCGAGGAGCGACGGCGGCGCGAGAAGCGACGUCGACGCGUGGAGCGACAGCGACGUGAGGAGCGACGACGAGCGGUGGGCGGAGGGCCUGCUGGACAUCAGCAGCGCGGCGGACGACGCAUCGCCACCCGCCUCGGUCUCCGCCGCCAGCCAAUCCGCCAAGUUCCGCUGCCUGCAGUGCGGCAGCUCCGCGCAUCCUUCGUGGCUCUGCGAUGCCCCUCCGCCAGCCGCUCGCUGCGCGCACUGCUCCGCCAAGGAGAAGGGUAAGCGCCCCCUGCCAUGCUCGGACGUCGCCACCGCUCUGAACCGCAUCACGUCGUGUCGUCCGACGGCGGACGUCGCCGGCAUGCACGCUGCGAUCGACGAUUUGCAGCGCGCCGGCCAUCGCCCGCCUCUGGAGGCGUUUUCGCAGGUAAUUGCGGCGCAUGCCACGCUGGGGGAGCCGGAGAAGGCGGAAGCGGUGUUGGCGGAGAUGGAAGCGGCGGGGGUGGCGGCGGACCCGGUGUGCUACAACGCCGUGGUGAACGCCUUCUGCUCCCGCGCGCGCGUGGACGAGGCGCUCACUGUGCUGCGGCGCAUGCGGUUCAACGGGUGGGAGCCGACGGCCAGCACGUACAACACGCUCAUCAAAGGCUUCGGCGCCGCCAAGCGCCCGGAAGACGCGGCGAAAGUCGCGGAGAUGAUGGUGGGACGCGCAGGAGCAGCGGCAGGGCGGCGCAAGGGCGCGCGGAGCUGGACGCGGGAGAAGCAGCGGGGGACGGGGAGGGGCGGGGGGGAGGGGAAGGGCGGCGAGUUACGGACGUACAACAUGCUGCUGAACGCGUGGUGCGAGCGCGGCGACGUGGAGCAGGCGCGCGCAGUGCUGCGCGAGAUGCGCGCAGCGGGCGUGGCGCCGGACGCGGUGUCGUACAACACGCUGAUGAAGGCGUAUGGGCGGCUGGGGCGCCCCAACGACUGCGAGCGCGUGCUGCGCGAAAUGGUGAACGCGCUCGUGCGCCCCAACGCGCGCACGUUCGGCAUGAUGGUGCGCGCGCUGUGCGACGUGGGGCGCAUGGCGGACGCGGAGGUGGUGGCGGAGCGCAUGCGCGAGUGGGACGUGGCGCCGAACGCGACUAUCUUCAACACCAUCGUGAAGGGUUACUGCCAGGCCGGCCAGCCGCUCCCCGCCGCGCAGGUGCUGCAGAAGAUGCGGGUGGCGGGCGUGCCCCCCGACCUGGCGUCGUACUGCACGCUCAUGAACGCCUGGAGCACCGCCGCGCGCCCCGACCGCGCGCGCGCCGUGCUGCAGGACGCCAUGGCGGCGGGGCUGGCGCCGGACGUGGAGGCGUUCUCCGUGCUCGCCAAGGGGUACCUGCGCGCAAGGCAGGGGGACGCGGCGGAACGUCUCCUGGACGAGAUGCGCGCGCAGCACGGGGUGGCGCCGAACGUGGUGACGUACACGACGGUGAUGGGCGCGUACUGUAGCAUGGGCGCGCGCAUGGACUCCGCCAUGGCUGUGUACGAGCGCAUGGUGGGCGCGGGCGUGCGCCCCAACGCGUUCACGUUCCGCACGCUCAUCUGGGGCUUCUGUGAGGCGCGCCUGCCCCACCGCGCGGAGGCCGUGCUGCGCCUGAUGGAGGCGGAGGGGGGGGCGGUGGACGCGCGGUGCUACGAGCAGACGAGCCUGGCGUGGCAGUCCGUGGGGCUGUGGCGCGACGCCCAGCGCAUUGCUGCUGAGAAGCGCGACAAGUGUGGCGCGCAGGGCGGAGGGGCGCGGAAGCUGAGCAAGCGCGAGGAGAGGGGGAAGCGGGUGCGGGCGGAAGAGGGUGGGACAGGGGGAGAUAGGAUCAGAGGGGCGGGGGGAGGGAGCAGGGCGGGCGGGGGAGAUGGCAGUGCAGGGCAGACUGGCAGUGUGGGGCAGACUGGCAAUGGGGCGAGCCAUGGCAGCAGCAGUAGUGAGAGCAGUAGAAGUAGUGACGAGAGUGAUGGUCAGGACAGCAGUGGUGAUGGUGAGAGCAGCAGCGGUGAUGGUGAGAGGAUUAGUAUGGAGAGCAACAGCAGGGUUGAGGGUGCAGAGCAGGGGGGCGAGGGCAGCAGCCCUGCAGCAGCACAGGAGGCAGAGGCAGAGGGGAAGGCGGCAGUGAGGGCGAGAAAGGGUGAUAGGGGGGGCAGGGCGGAGGUUGGAUCAGGGGUGGUGAAUGGCAGGGACGCAAAGGGGGCGAGAGGCAGUGUGAGGGGUAGUGGGAGGGGCAGCGGGACUCGCAUAUGGCAAAGACCACAGUCCCUCCCUGUGCCACAACGGGAGGUGGCAACUGGUGCAGGUGCCACCAAGUCAGAGGGCCAGAGGUCCCCUUCAGCCGCCCUGCUGCCGUGUGCUGUUGCUGCCACCCAUGCUCCACCCCUGCCACACCACCGCCACCAUCCCUGGCAGCACGCCCCCCCACCCCAUGCCCACCCCUGUGCUCUCAGCUGGCGUGCAGCCCUCGCAUCUCACCGCACCCUCUCCCUCCCCUACUCACUCUCCCUCACCACACCCCUCACCCUUCCCUCUGCCACGGCUGCUCGCUCCCAGCAUGCCAUGCGCGCCCCCCCCUCGGGUGCACGCAUGCGUGCACCACUGCGGCACCUGUGCUGCACUGCCUGCGCUGUGAACCGGCCCCUCUGUGUGGCCAUCCUGUCUCUGCGCCCAGCGACGCCCCUGCUGCAUGCUCUGAAGCCCCGUGCCUCACACCCAUGCUCCGCCUCUCAUGACUGCAUUCGAUCCACCUUCCUCUUCUCUCCGCACCCACACCAUCCCUCCGACGUGUGCUCGCCCGCAAGCUCACCGCCCUCGGGUCCCGCUCGGCCUUCCGCGCCCAUGUCGGCCUCCGCCCGCCUGCGCGCAUGUGCAGUUGGGAGGGGCGAGGCUUUAGGGGAUGCUGGCGCUGGCGCGCGGAACAGCAACCAGGAGUCCGCCAUUCGGCGCUUGAAAUGGCUAUCCGCGGAUGAUGGACGCCUGCGCGGAAAGCUGAGUGCCGCGGGUAUGCCCCGCCGCUCACUGCUCUCCCCCAAGCGCCAAACGCUGCGCCCCGGAAUGCCGCUCAGCGGACCUCCGCCGAUCGCUCUCCGCGGCACCAGCAGCCAACGCCAAGGGCGCGCGCCCCCCGUGGUGGCACUAGCAGGCAGCAAGUGGCGGCGCAGCGACCAGCCCCCCGUGCGGCUUCCGCCCGUGCUGAGCCCGUCCGCGUCCGCGCUGCUGCGCCAGCUGCGCCAGCAGAAGCUGCGCCGACAAAGAUGGGCGGCGCUGGAGGCGGCUAGCGCGGGGGGAGGGGGAGGCGGAGGGCGGAAGGGCGCGGAGGAGGACGUGGCGGCGGUGCUGCGCGAGCUGCGGCGCAGGGAGGAGUGGCACGUGGUGGCGCAUGUGUACGAGUGGGUGGUGGCGCGAGAGGGGUGGCGCGCGGACGUGUCGGGGUACAACCUGCUCAUGGACGCGUACGCGCGCUCAGGCGCCGCCCCCACUGCUGCGCGCGUCUUCCGCCUCAUGCAGCAGGGGCGCGUGCGCUUCUCCCUCCCACAGACGCGCGGACGGGAGAGGGGGGCGGGGGGAAGGGAGAGAGAUGCAGGGGAGGAAGGAGAGGGAGCAAGGGGAAGAGAGGGUAGAGGGUCGCGGGGAAAGGGGAGAGAGGAGGAGGAUGAAGGGGAGGAAUGGGAGGAAGAGGAGGAGGGGGGAAAGGUGGAGGGGGAGGAGGAGGUGGAGAUGUGGGUGGAGGAGGGAGUGGGCGUGUGUGUGCCCAGUGAGGCGUCAUUCAACGUGGUGCUGGGCGGGCUGUGUCUGAGUGCUACCGCCCCAGUGAGUGCUGCCGCCCCAGUGAGUGCUGCCGCCCCAGUGAGUGCUGCCGCCCCAGUGAGUGCUGCCGCCCCAGUGAGUGCUGCCGCCCCAGUGAGUGCUGCCGCCCCAGUGAGUGCUGCCGCCCCAGUGAGUGCUGCCGCCCCAGUGAGUGCUGCCGCCCCAGUGAGUGCUGCCGCCCCAGUGAGUGCUGCCGCCCCAGUGAGUGCUGCCGCCCCAGUGAGUGCUGCCGCCCCAGUGAGUGCUGCCGCCCCAGUGAGUGCUGCCGCCCCAGUGAGUGCUGCCGCCCCAGUGAGUGCUGCCGCCCCAGUGAGUGCUGCCGCCCCAGUGAGUGCUGCCGCCCCAGUGAGUGCUGCCGCCCCAGUGAGUGCUGCCGCCCCAGUGAGUGCUGCCGCCCCAGUGAGUGCUGCCGCCCCAGUGAGUGCUGCCGCCCCAGUGAGUGCUGCCGCCCCAGUGAGUGCUGCCGUCGCCGCAAUGAGUGGGUGGGCGGCGAAAUGCAGUCUGGUGACGUACAACACGAUGCUGGAGGUGAGGGGGAGGGCGGCGGACGUGGAGGGCGCGGAGGGGCUCAUGCGCACCAUGCGGGGGGAGGGCGUGCGCCCCACUGCCGCCUCCUAUGCGCUGCUCAUGCAUGCCUAUGGCAAGGCGGGCCUGCCCCAGCGGGCGGAGGAGGUGUUUGCAGGGCUGCACGGGGCGGCAGUGCUGCCCACAGUGCCAUGCUUCACGGCGCUGAUAGCGGCGCAUGCACGCGUGGGGCAGUGGCGGGAGGCACAGCGCGCGUACGACAGCAUCGCACUCAUGGGUCUGCGCCCCGACCUGCAUGCCACCACCGCCCUCCUGCACGCCCUCUGCACGGCGGGCGAGGUGGCGCGAGCACGGGGCGUGGUGGAGGCCAUGCAGCGCACCACCGGUGCCGCCCCUCCGCCCUCCUGUGUCACCCCGCUGCUGGCCGCCCUGGCACGGCAGGGACUGUGGACAGAGGCGGAGGAGGUGUAUGCAUCGCUAGCACCAGCAGGCACACCCCCCCCGGUGCGGUGGCAGCACGAGCUGCUGCGCGCCUACGAGCGGGCAGGCCUGCCAGACAAGGUGCAGGCACACCUGACGCUGCUGCGCGGGUGGAAAGGGGGCGAUGGGGCGCGCAGCCAGGAGGGGGAGGGGAGGGACGAUGCAGGGGACGAGGGGAGACGUGGGAGAGGAAGGGGAAAGGGCGGCGAGGGGAAGACGGGGGGACGGGUGGACAGGACAAUGCUGAACUGUCUGGCGGGGGCACAUGGGCACACGGGGGACAGGGCAGGCAUGCAGCGAGUGCUGGCACGCAUGCAUGGGGGCGAGGGGGCGGCAUGGCAUGUGACCUCAUACAACACCGUGCUCGCUGUGCUCGUGCACGCCGCUGACAUGGCGGGCGCUGAGAGGCUCAUGGAUGACAUGCGGGCGGGCGGCGUGGCCCCUGAUGCCGCCACGUGGACCACCCUCAUGGGCGGGUACGCGGAGAAGAAGCUUUUGAGAAAGUGCAUGAGCGUGUUUAGGAAGAUGGUGGCAGCGGGGGUGCGUUGGGAUGCGGGGGCGGUGCGAGUGAUGCUGGUGGCGUGCCGCAGUGGCGAGCAGCAGGAGGAGGUGAGGCAGCUCGUGGAGAGUGUGCUGUGGGCGCAACUGGCGCGGAAGUGGGCCAUGCGGGGGCGGCGGUGGCGGUGGGGCGUGCUGGACGGGUACCUCGCGCGCAGCAUGGCGCGCCCCUUCGCGGUGGCGGCGGGCGUGGCGGCGAGCGUGGGCGUGGCGCUGGGGUCGCUGGCGGAGGUGGCGCGCGUGGCGGCCAACACGGGCGCGCCGCUCCGCCUGGCGCUGCUAGUCGCGCUGCACCAUCUCCCGCGCUUCCUCGCGCUCGCGCUUCCCCCCGCCUGCCUCGCCGCCUCCCUCUUCGCCUUCUCCCACCUCCUGGUGCGCCCCCCGCCCCUUUGCGCCCACACAAUUCCCUCCCCCACUUGCGCCCACAUACGCGCCUACCCCUUGCAUCCGCAUCCCUACCCCUCCCCCUGCAGCGUCGCUCGCAGGUGGCGCGGGGCUGAGUCCCUCAAUUGCAACCCACCUUGUCGCCCUCUCUGCCCCUCUUCCUGUCUGCCCUCCAAAUUCCCCCGGACUGCCCCCCGAUGUCCCCCGAGUGGCGCAGAGCGAGCUGGCGGGCAUGGUGGCGGGGGGGGUGGCGUGGGGCAGGCUGCUGCGCGCGCCAGUGUGUGUGGGCGUGGUACUACCAAUGACCGUGCACCCUCACCACCUCACCCCAACCCUGCACCCCACUCACUCAUCGCCUGCCUGCUCACCCUCCCCUCUCCCCUCCUCUCUCCAUUCACCUCCACGCCACCCCUCUCCCCCCACCAGGCACAGCACCACCAUGACCCCCUCGCACUCCUCCUCGCCCAUCUUCACCCCUCCUCCUCACCACACACCACCAUCGCCUCUCCUUUCGCCGGCAGUGCAGGGGGGGCAGUGGCAGCAGCGGGCAAGGGGGGCGAGGGAAUGGGGGGAGGGGGGGCGGGGCUGUGGCGGGUGUGGUAUGCGGGGGAGGUGGGGGGUGGCACCAUGCGGCGUGUCAUGCUGCUGCACCUCGCGCCUCAGGGGCACGUGCAGGCGGUGGUGGCAGCGGAGCGGUGUGAGUGGCAGCCACACUCGCGCACGUGGCGCCUCCUCAACUGCUGCCUGCUGCCCCUCGCCUCACCCGCCUGCCUGCCACCCACCACCCACACCAUGGCACCACCAUCGCCCCAGCCACCUGCUGAACUGCUCUCCAUCACACCAGCCUCACACAGCGCCGCUACAGCACUACCCUCCUUCUCCCUGCUGCAGCUGGAGUCACUGGACGUGCCACUCGCCUCUGCGCUGCCCUCCUCCUCGCCCCUCGCCUCCCACGCCGCCCUGCCAUCCGCCUGUCUCCCCCGCCACCUCCUCACAGCGCGCACCAGGCACCUGCGCGCGCAGCUCGCAUGGCUGCAGCGCCAGGCACCCCGCAAGGGGCCGAGGUGGGGGGGAAGGGAUGAGCGGGCGGUGGCGGAGCAGCGGCGGCGGGUGGGGGAGCAGCGCAGGAGGGUGGCGGAGGCGGAGAGUGACUUGGUGCUGCGCGAUGCCAGCUGUGCCUCCUGUGUGGCGUAUGCUGUGCUGGGGGCGGUGGCAGUGCUGGUGACAGCGGCCCCUGCCAGCAGGAGGGUCAGCGGCGUGGGGGGCCAGCGCACGGCCAGCAGAGGGGCGCCCUUCCAGCUGGCGCUGCCCCUUGCUGCCGCCUUCCACCUGCUCUCCGCCACCCUCGCUGCUGCUGCCCGCUCCGCCGUCCUGCCCCCCUUCAUCGCUGCGUACCUGCCCCUCCUGCUCGUGCUGCUGCUGCCCCCGGUGCUGCUGGGCUCGCAGGGGGGCAGCGUGGAGACAGAGGCAGGGGUGAGGGUGGGAGUGAAUAACACGGAGGGAAUAGGAGAUGUGAAGAAGGUAUCGUGA
Closterium sp. Naga37s-1 is the source of this 7392-nucleotide messenger RNA. Lineage: Eukaryota; Viridiplantae; Streptophyta; Zygnematophyceae; Desmidiales; Closteriaceae. The record is from the annotation of a GenBank genome assembly.